Megachile rotundata (alfalfa leafcutting bee) is the source of this 1774-nucleotide messenger RNA. It is a transcript of the gene SelR, whose product is annotated as methionine sulfoxide reductase SelR. NCBI's taxonomy places the organism in Eukaryota, Metazoa, Arthropoda, Insecta, Hymenoptera, Megachilidae. Gene Ontology annotation, biological process: response to oxidative stress; protein repair. Gene Ontology annotation, cellular component: cytoplasm. The record is from RefSeq and is a predicted model, not a curated record. Gene Ontology annotation, molecular function: peptide-methionine (R)-S-oxide reductase activity.
UUCCAAAUAUUCAUCCGAAAAUUUUGAAUUUUACAAAUUUUUUUACAAUUGAUGAAACCUUUUAAUUUCGACUGGAUUUGUCCGGAGAGUCGGCGACGCACGAGACUUGCGCUUAAGAAUGUUUGCCGAAUCAUCAUUAUGAAAUGUUUACUUAUAUCUGAGAUUCCUUUUAAUUUUAAUUUUUCCAAAAGUGAAUUAUUAACUUUCUAAUUUAUGAACCCUUUCCAUUUUAAACAUUUUUUACAAACAGGAAAUACUGCGGCUGAAUUUCAAUUCAUACGGAUAUUUUUUAUUAUAUUUUUAUUUGCAUUUUAACCUAUGUGAAAAUGUGUGGAUCUGAUAAUUUAUCAGUUUACAUAUCAGAUUCCUAAAAAUUGGGGGCAAUACGUGGGAGGAUCCUCCCCCUACAAUUAUCCUUAUUCAAAGAAAACCUAUGUGCAGUAGAGUGUACUAUACACUCCUAUCUUCGCUAUGACAGUCAAUGUGUCACCGACGUCAUAUCCACAUUUUAUAUGUUUAUAUUUUCAUCGAUAUUAUCCAAAAAAUGUUGUUUUUUUAUCCAUAUACCUACGUUUCCACUGUAAAAGUCAUGUGUAAUUGCAAAAAGCAUAAUUAUCAAAUUUAUGUACCGGAGAAGCUGAUUGGUUGAUCCAAGGUCACGAAAUCUGACCAUCCAUGCCUCGAAAGAAACAGGCGGCAGUGCCGCUUCUGUUCUCUUGGUAUAUAAGCGCAUAGUUGCUCGAUUAGAAAAAUGACCGUAGAAAUCGAUAAGGAAGAGUUAAAAAAACGUUUGACGCCGUUACAGUGGCACGUCACACAGGAAAAGGGAACCGAAAGACCUUUUAGUGGUUGCUACAACAAGUUUUAUGAGAAAGGCACGUAUACCUGCAUAAUCUGUGAUCAAGAAUUAUUUUCUUCUGACACAAAGUAUGAUAGUGGCUGUGGUUGGCCUGCAUUCAAUGAAGUAUUGGAUCAGGGACGAGUCAAAUUAACCAAAGAUACCUCGCACGUUGGUGGAAAUCUACUACUGCUGAUCGCAAACCCAGAUAUGGUGCGGACCGAGGUGACCUGCUCAAAAUGUGGUGCACAUUUGGGACACGUAUUUAAUGAUGGACCAAAACCUACGAGGAAGCGGUUCUGUAUCAACUCGGCGUCCAUAAACUUCCAUCCAGCAGGAGAAGAAAAGAAGACACCAUCGUAAAAUUAAUAGGAAAAAAUUUUCAACGAAAUUUACAAAUGUCACAAUCUAAUUUAUAUUGAAAAAGAGUUUAUAUUUCGUAAUAUAAGCGUAACUCAAUUCGAUAUUUUAAAUUACAUUUUGCUGUUCCAUAAAAGUUUCAUUACUUUUUCAAAAUGCGAGCAAAUAGGUGUUAACGAAAUAUCAAUAACAUCCUAACAGUUAUUCUAUGCGUGCUAUGAACAAUUGCUUAUAAUCUCAAGUAUGCCAUAAAUUCUAAGCAUAUUUUUGUGCAUUAGCAAGCAUAGAUUUAUUAUAAAAGAAAUAUGUAUAUUUACAUAUUAUGGGCUGAUAAAAUAUCUCAGAUUAAUUUUUGCAUUAUCAUAAUCUUAGAAUUAAUACAAUUCUGUACAUACACUCUAAAUGAAUGUUAGAUAAAAAAAAAACAUUUAGCGUGUAUAAAAGAUCUGAUAAGUUAAUGUAAAAUGUGUAAGAAAUAACUUAUAAAAACAUUCUAUUAUUUUUUCAUGUUAUAUGUAAUGAAUAUAAUAUGUAAAUAAUGGUUACUAUUUAUUUGUCUUAAUAUAUCAAAUUAUA